CCUUGCAGCACGCAUGUAGUCUUACGUCGGGCCUGUCCCUCUACGAGAGGAAUAUUCAAGCCUACUAAACAUAGUAUGGUGACGAUUUCUCGUGCUCCUGGCUAUUUUUGACACUUCGAGUGUCAGUGUCUUAUUUUCUUCCAAAGUCCGCCUGUGGGAGGACAUGCCCGACCUAACGGUAGCCCGCUUUUCACGAGACUCACGAGAUUGCUGGCCCAUUGAGGUGCGGGCACAUGAUCGCUGCCUCUCAUAUGCGUGCGCUUCGGUGCCAUCUAUUUUCGGAUCGGCUGCGCUCGAUCAUGCGUGCGUCGCCUACGUCGUGUGGGUGCUCUUCGGUGUGCUGGCCUUCGUGACGCACCUGGGCGACGACCUGCUGACGGUGGCGUCCUCUUGCGUCGAGCACUGGGACUCCGGGUCGCAGCCCGUUCGUCUCGCGACGUGGUCGGUCUGCUCGCCGGGGCAUGGGCGUCUGCUGGCGGCCUUCGCGUCCCUGCUGCCCGCGAGCGGUCGUGGCAGCCCAGGGCGGUCGGUGGACAGCUGGGCCGCCUUCCGCAACAACGUGGCGCUGGCGGCAGUCUUCGUCGGGCAGCACUCCCUGAUGCGUUGGCUGAAGGGCGUUGAGGGGGCCACCAUUGACAGGGUGCAGCCCCGAGCUUUGAGGAUGCCGCUGCGCUGGAUGAAGUCCCGGGUGGCCUACAAUAUGUUCUCAGCGUUGACGCUGCAUGUGUUUUUGAUCAAGUAUUUGCCGUAUCGGUCGGAGGAAUUCAUCCUCGGUUUUGUACCGUCAGAGUUGGAGCUCCCGAUAUCAGCUGGGACGCACGCCCUCUUCGCACUCAUGGUCAUGAUUCCGUGUUUCGGCGUUUUCUUGGCAGAUCCUGGUACUCACAGGUUGUUGUAUGGAGAUGCGCUCGACGAAGGUGGCAAAGGGUCCAAGGCCAGCAGCAUCGAUGCCAUAACGCAGAUGGCCCACAGCGUGCACAAGAGGGCAGGCCUGCUGGGAUUCAUCCUCUUCUCGGGAAUGUCCAUCGUCCCCAAAACGAUAUACAUCGACGACGUCGUCGUGCGCGUAGUGGCAGCCGUCUACCUCAGGCAGCGGUCGCCCCAUUUCCGCAUGUUUUCCAGGCGAGUGGCCGGCUCCCACGAGGCCGCCUGGGCCGUCCGCGCGAUGAUCCCACCAUGA
This is a messenger RNA of Prorocentrum cordatum, 1180 nucleotides long. The record is from the annotation of a GenBank genome assembly. Lineage: Eukaryota; Dinophyceae; Prorocentrales; Prorocentraceae.